CUUUUUUUAAUUACAGUUGGUACGUUUAUUUUAUUUCUUUUGUAACGGACAUAUAAACACGGGAUGUUGGGGUUUUGAGCAGUCCUGGGCGGGGCGGUGUGUUGCGAAGACGCGCGUGCUUUUACCGAGAAAACGAAACUUCGCGUGCGCUAGCCUGAAAGCGAAAGCGGUUUGCCUGCUCGGUGUGAGACGUUAGAAGGUGUUUAUUGUGUUACUGCAAUGCGACCCGAAGAGCGGACGUCUCUUUCCCCACAUCUGUGCUGUGUUCUGUGUAACAGGGGGGAUGAAACGGGUAUUACAGGCCCCCUGUCAUGUAAACAGAACGUGGCAGCUCAUCAGAACUGUCUGCUAUUUGCAUCUGGAAUCUACUGUAAAAGCUCUCCCACCUUUGAUGACCUGUUCGGCUUUGACGUAGAGGAUGUGAGAAAUGAGUGCAGAAGAGGAAGAAAACUGAAAUGCUCCUACUGUAAGAAAAGUGGAGCUACAGCUGGGUGUGAGGUUAAAUCCUGUAAGCGCUCGUACCAUUAUCCGUGCAUCCAAAAAGCUAGGGCAAUACCUGCGGAGAAUCAGAGCGAAGGAAUCUACACGUUAUAUUGUGAAAAGCAUAAUCAAGGCACCAACAAUGUUGGAGACCCUAAAGUACUUCCAUUUUCUUCGCCUGACACAAGUGAGCAGGAAAACAGUCGUGGGGGAUCUGAGCCCAACUGGACCUCCCCUGUUGAGCCCAGCUGUUCUAUGGUGUUAUCUUCAACCAAGCUGCAAAACCCACUUGACCUGCUUUUCCCACUGAAUGAUUGUGAAACACCGAAAAGAAGAUCCCCAAAUAGGAAGAGGAAACAUCUGACAUAUUUUUCUGACUCAGAUGAAACUCAAGACAUCAUGACACCAUUAGAAUUGGAGGAUAACACACGUCAGAUGCAGAAUAAGGAGCCAACACCUGACUCUGAAAAUAGAAGGAGGGACUGUAAAGAGCCUAGACAAGAAGUUGCUCGUGCUCCAAAUGGUGAUGAGGCUGAAGAUGAAGCUAAAAGUGAUUCGGAUCUUGAUUCCCCGAGUCUAUUACCACCAGAGUUCCGGCAUGACAAUAUACCAUUCACUGUCAUUGCAGAUUCAGGACCUUCUAUCGAAUCAGUUACAGAGAACAGCCCCGACCCCUGUUCCCCUGAUGCACCAAGGGAAGGGGAAACACCUUUGCGUAAGUUGGAUCAGUCUGUCUGUGGAAAAGCAAUAGACAAGAUCACAGAGCAACCAAACCUACCAGUGCUUUCAUCCCCUCCACCAUUCAUCAUUGGUAAAUCAUUCACUGUCAUAAAGAAAGAACUCUUUGACAUUAAGGAAAAACGUUGUUCAUCACGGAACGUACCACCUUUACAAAUUGCAGAUAAGCUACCAGGAUCUCACGAUCAUCCCCUAGACCUAACUGCACCAGCAGGGUGCUCCACGGCACAGGUUCAGGUCACUCAACCUGUUGGCCGUGCAGAUGUGUCAGACAUGAGUGCCUCCAUCUUCUGGAGGAGGUGUAAUGAGAUGGGCUGCACAGAAGGCAUAUUUACAGAGCUCACACGUCAGCUUACUAGUUUGGCUGAAAAGGUGCAGAAUCAGCAUGCCACACAACAGGACUAUGCUGUCUCUCUUAGGAUACUGCAGGCAUCAGGGAGGCUUCCUGCAAUAUACAAACAACUGGAGCAAGAUUUGAAUGACCAAGAAAGGGAGCUCCAGAAAAAGAAAGAGGCUUUAAGGGAUGCCAAGACAGUGCUUGAAGAGAAUAACCUUAUCUGAUGUUAAAUAAUAAUUGUUUUUAUAAUCACUUUUUAUUCACUUUUUGUUCAAUUAAUAUUUUCUAAAAAAAUUUUAAAGCUGUAAUUCUUACUGUGCAUGCAUAUUUAUAAUAUUUCUACACCUCUGCAUUAAAGAACUGUAAAUGAGUUCUGGUUACUUUGAGGAAAAAAUCAUUUAUUAUGAGAUAUCAUUGCCUUAGCUGGUGUUUGCAUCAUUGACAAUUCCCAUUGUCGGUAAACAUAAAUUCCUUACAGUCUUCAUAGUCAUAGUUUGUUUUUUCAGUGGAUCCUUAUACAGUAGUCUUAAAAUGUCUUGGUUCUAGUUUUUGAUAUUCAAGGUGUAAAAUGUCUUAACGUUUUAAGAAGGGUAUUAAAUUUGAUCUGGAGCCGAA
Molecule: messenger RNA, 2170 nt
Organism: Clarias gariepinus (North African catfish)
Lineage: Eukaryota; Metazoa; Chordata; Actinopteri; Siluriformes; Clariidae
Gene: phf11
Product: PHD finger protein 11
Exons: 16
Coding region: 220-1779 (519 amino acids)
Cellular component (GO): nucleus
Molecular function (GO): histone binding; histone deacetylase binding
Source: RefSeq, a predicted model, not a curated record